GAGCGGGCCCACGGGCGUCUCCGGGCAUGGCCGCGACAGUCACGCCAACACCCCAGCCGGCCAUGCACACAGUUCCCAUGCUGCAGGUGAACCAACAGCUCUUCAACCAUUGGCGGGUGAGCCUGGAAUCCUUUGCGUCGGGGGCCGGCCAGCUCAUGAACAUGUCGGAGGUUGUCGAGUCGCCGCGGAUCCGGCUCAUGCAGAGUUCGCUGAUAGACGGCGACCCGGUCUUCCUAGCGAUCCACCAGAUGUAUUGCCUGUCGUCGUUUGCGCCCUCGGAGCUCCGCAAACUCCCGGGGUUCGGUCCGGAGCAGGAUAAAGGCCUGGCGGUGGUCAAGCAGCUACUGGUCGAUAACCGUCGGCUGUCGGGGGAUUUUCUGAAAUGGUGUGUGCACUUCCCGGAGCCGUGGCACAACCUGGUGGGCUUUAUCUGGUGGCGGAAUGCGUUGGAGCAGAUCAUGAACUCGCUGGUGCUCCUCGCGCGGAACUGGGAGUCCUUCGAGCGCCUGACGGUGAAGCGCGGGCUCCCUCCGUUGGUCGAGGAGAUUAUCAUGACGUUUUCUAUCCGCUCUCACGCGUGGCAGUAUAUCAUCUUCCUGGCCCUGUAUCGACGGUUGCCCGGCGUGAGGGAGACCAACCUGUUCAGCAUCUUCAAUAAGGACGUCAAAUACACCGACGAUCGGCUGGAUGGGCCCCGGCCCGUGUCGCCGGAGCGGGCCAGCACUGAACGGAACACCAUCCUCUCCAUGUAUCACAAAGCGCUCGUGCCGCCCAGCAGCGACAUUCACUCGCAGACUCCAGCCCCAGCUUCGGCGCCCCUCCCCGCUACCAAGCCGCCGCCGCCGCCAACAGUUCCGUCAUCGAUGCCGUAUGACGCCAGAGUGAGUUCGCACCCUGCUAUGGCCAGGAACGCUUCGCAUCCAACCGUAUCACACAUGCCGGCGCAAUAUGCUCAAAUAUCCCCGUCGCCUGUCGGUACCCCCGUCCCCAUGGCCUUUCAUUCACAGCUCAGCGGAAUGCAUAGCACGCAAUCACCGCACAUGCCGGCGCAUCAGCUUCAGGCCCUUCAGCAGGCCCACCCCGCGGGGAACAUUCGCUCGGCCCUCUCGCGUCGGACCUCAAGCUCAGCGAGCAGUCCACAUCAGAUGGUCUUCCCUUCCCAACUGGCCUCUCCCCAUCCAGCUCACGAUCCCAUGACACCCGCGUCGUCUGUUCCCGCGCCCGCUCCAGCUCCCGCUCUAGCGCCACCCGGGCAACGACGACGCGGGCGUCCACCCCGUGCCCAGACCCAGGCUCAGUUCCAAGCCCAGACCCAAGCUCAGAACCAAUCCCAGGUCCAAGCUCAGAUCCAAGCCCAGGCCCGAGCCCAGAAUCAAGCGCCUAGAAUGGCAACCGGAUGGCAGACCCGGCAGGCGCCUCCCGCCCAAGCCUGGCCUCUAUUGCUGCCUCCGCCGGGCCCGCUUCCGCCUCCCACUCGCCGACCCGAUCCAAUCCGCGACGGACUGCAUGUGGCUCACCUGCGCGGUCCGAUCAACCUGAUGGUCGAGCAGGGCCCCAGCGGCGACAAAGAGGGCGAGCUCUAUCACUCCCUGCAUUCCUUCGCGGCAGCCCCCGUUGCUCUGGGCCAGUACGAAUGCUCAUUCCACUGGACCUUUGACAUACCCAGGAAAGUCUUCGACCGUCUCCCGAAGGCGACCAAGGGAGAAGACCCAUACAACCCAACGCGUACCCUCCGGCACGGCCACCUCCUGCUUCGCCUCCGCUCCGUCAAAGCCGAUCCCGAGGCGCAGACCGUCGCAGAAGAGACCUGGUGCACUACCGAGACCACCUGGCCCAGCGUGAUGUACGUUUUCCUCAACGAUCAGGAGAUGUUCGUCCGCCGCCGCCAGCAUAACGGCAAAGACCUGCCCCUCGAACUCACCGAGGGCAUCCAGGAAGGUCGCAACACCCUCACCAUCCACCUCAUCCGCAGCAACGCCGAAAUGCGAGAUGCACUCUACGCGAUGGGCAUCGAGAUCAUGAGCAUCUUCGCUCUCGAUCCCGGUCUUGCCGCGGCAAGAAUCCUUCCCGCGGAAGAAUCCCAGAAACAGAUCCUCAAACGGAUGACGCCCGACGCGGACGAUGAAAUCAGCAUUGUCAGCGACGAUCUGGCCAUCAACCUCGUCGACCCGUUUACCGCCCGCAUCUUUAACCGUCCGGCCCGCGGCCGCUUCUGCACGCACCAGGAGUGCUUCGACCACGAGACCUUCAUCCGCACCCGGGCCUCGUUGUCCAAACGGCGCGUCCUGAAGGAGGACUGGUGGUGUCCGAUCUGCAAGAAAGACGCGCGACCCCACACCCUCAUCAUCGACGGGUUCCUCGUUGCCGUGCACGAGUCGCUGAACCAGUCGGGCCAGCUGGACGGCGCGCGUGCCAUCAGCGUGAAGCGCGACGGCUCCUGGACUCUGAAAACCGACGCCGACUCAAUCCCCGAACCUGCCGUGGCCUCAGGCUCGGGCUCGACCUCCCAGUCCCCGCACAUCUCAGCGCCCACCUCCCCAACUACAUCUACGACUGGAAAGCGCAAGUCUACCGACCGCGUUCCCUCCGCGCCGCCUGCAUCCCAGCGCCCCAAAUUCGAGCGCAUCGCCUCCGACAUCGGGCUUGGGGCUGAGCCGAUGGUCAUUACCCUGGAUUAGACAACCACCUCUACUCCUACCCCACCCUCACAUAACCAGCCACUCAUGCUUCAUCACUUCUCCUCAUUUCACUUCUGCAUUCUGCCUGGAGCGUCCACAAUACCAGCAUCAUCUUAGCGCUCCUCACGCCUUUACCGUUGUACUCUUCGCUUGUUUCUCCUCCUGCCCCUCCUCCUAUCUCCCCGUUAGCUAGCUGGCGUUGCUUUCACCCUGUAGUAUAAGAUACCCGAAUCCUGCGUGUUUCCAAUUCAAUUCGAUUGGCUAUGCCGUCUG
Messenger RNA from Aspergillus heteromorphus CBS 117.55, 2951 nucleotides. Its product is annotated as MIZ zinc finger domain protein. Lineage: Eukaryota; Fungi; Ascomycota; Eurotiomycetes; Eurotiales; Aspergillaceae. The transcript has a single exon. The record is from RefSeq and is a predicted model, not a curated record. Gene Ontology annotation, molecular function: SUMO ligase activity; zinc ion binding. Bases 63 to 2678 code for a protein of 871 amino acids. Gene Ontology annotation, biological process: protein sumoylation.